GAUGCUCAUCACGACGUGCCGAGUCGCUGCUUGCUGUCUGCUGAUGAGUGAUGAGUAACACAAGAGACCCUGGAACGAAGGUGUCCUCAAAUUGAUUCUUUGCCUUGGAGUUGAAGCAAAAGCCCUUAUCUUGUCGGCGAUUUCUUGCAAUUUUUACGGACGUUGCCCUGGCCAUUAGACCGUCCUCACGCCAGAUCUGAUUACCCUUUCAUCUCUCUCGUCCUCCCUAAACCCUUCCCCUUUUCUUCUUCCUCUCUCCCUUCUCGCCUGAGAAUUCCUUCCCCCAGAUCUCACCGAUUCGGAAUUUCGAUGAAAUUAGCUAUGGCCGGCUGCGGUGCUUCAUUUCUGGCCCGACAUAUUCCGGAGGACGUCGUGACCUUCAUUCUGCUGCGGCUGCCGCUGAAAUUCGCGGUGCGAUUCAAGUGCGUCUGCAAAUCGUGGUGUGCCCAAAUCUCGAAACCCAAUUUCAUCAUCAAAUCCCUCAACUGGUCGGUUUUCGGCGACGACAGUGCUCGUCUCCUCCUGAAACACGUUGAUCUCAGCACCGGAGUUCGGUUGCCGGCGUUAUCCGUCGUCUCCGACAAGGUGCUGGACGAGAACACCGUCCCGGUCCGUCCGCGUCUCGAUUUUCCGUUGCCAAAUGACGCAUGUCCGACGGUGAAGGGCCCCUGCAAUGGUAUACUCUUGCUCUGCAUUACUUAUGUUGAUAAUCGUCAUGAUGUCCUUCUUUGGAACCCAACAACCGGAAAUCACUAUGUGCUCCCCCAAUCGAAUGUUCCUCGCAUUCCGAACGGCGAGGAUUCCUUGAUCGGGGCUUACGGAUUUGGGUUUGACCCCCGAACUGGUGAUUACAAAGUUAUUAGAUUCUUGAACAACCACUCUGAUGAUGGAAUGAGUGCCUACCAACAAGUGGAGUUGUUCAGUCUGAAGGCUAAUUCUUGGAAGGAAAUUCCAAAUGAGGGAAUUGAUUUCGAUAUGCAGGACAUUAAUGUUAAUGGUUUCACUGUAGGCACUUAUAUGAAUGCAAAUCUUCACUGGUUGGUGUCAUUUGGCAAUAGCGAGGAUACUUUGAUCCUGGUGUUUGAUGUGAGCGAUGAGGUUUUCCAUUUGAUGCCCAUCCCAGAUCCGGGAUUACAUUAUAUUCGUCUGUUCUUGUUUAAUGACAUGAUUGGUCUGGUUCACUCUCCCUGUGAUGAAUCUCAAAAUUUGACAAGCUUCAACGUGUGGGUGAUGCAUCAAUAUGGGGUAAAGGAGUCUUGGGUUAAGGUAUUGACAGUAGGACCUGUUGUGGGGUUGUAUUGCUCCAUAGGAUUUUGGAGGAAUGGUGAGUUUCUUCUGGAGAGGAGGGAUGGGCAGCUUUUCGUGUAUGACCCCAGCACCCAGAAGCUCUUGAAACUUCAACAUGAAGGAACAUAUGGCACGCAGGCCAUCAUUUACAAGGAAAGCCUCACUUCAAUUCCUAUCAGCAGUUGAACUGUAAGGAAUGAUUACGGUAUAUAGUUUGUGUGGAAAAAGAGUGUGUUGUUGGUGUUUGUGCUGAAAGAGUUAUGUUCUACGUAUCUCCAUGUUUAAUUUCCCUCUUAGUGCUUUGGAGGAAAAAAUGUUCUAGUUUACUUUCUGUGGAGCAGUGAGAAUUAAUGGACUUCCAUUACGGAAGUAGAGAAUGCAUGUA
Molecule: messenger RNA, 1672 nt
Organism: Malania oleifera
Lineage: Eukaryota; Viridiplantae; Streptophyta; Magnoliopsida; Santalales; Ximeniaceae
Product: F-box/kelch-repeat protein At3g06240-like
Exons: 1
Coding region: 310-1473 (387 amino acids)
Molecular function (GO): protein binding
Source: RefSeq, a predicted model, not a curated record